UUGUUUUCUUCUUCUCCUUGUAAAGCUUUAUGAACUCCUACAGUACACUAGAGUCUCAAGAUAUCCAAGUGGUUCCUUUUAUAGAUAUUCAUGAACUUUUUAUGGCUUUUAACCGACUUUAUUUUGAAGGAAAAUUGGAUAGAGUUACUAUAGAGUGGUCGAAAAGGAUGACACUGUGUGCUGGAUUAUGUGAAUGUUGUGUUUUCAGUAACUCUUGUCGUAUUAAACUAUCACAACCGUUGCUUUCCUUGAGACCAGUAACUGACUUGGUGGAUACGAUAUUACACGAGUGUAUUCAUGCCUAUCUAUUUAUGACAGGCUCCAUAACUGAUCACGAUGCUCAUGGAAGGGAUUUCAUCUACCACAUGAACAGAAUCAACCAAGAUGUUGGUUCUCAUAUUACCAUUUAUCAUUCCUUUAUUGAUGAGGUUGAACACUAUCGGCAACAUCAUUGGCGUUGUACUCAAUGUGAUUGGGUUAUCAAGCGAGCUAUGAAUAGACCUCCUAGUUGUAAAGAUCCUUGGUGGAAUGUACACCAGCUUAGAUGUAAUGGACAGUUUUAUAAAGUGAAACAACCAUCUAAGCGAACAGCAUCCUCACAGAUGUUACCUUUGGAAACUUACUUUUCAAAGUACAAAUAAAGAAUAGACAUUGAAUUUUAUUC
Molecule: messenger RNA, 664 nt
Organism: Galdieria sulphuraria
Lineage: Eukaryota; Rhodophyta; Bangiophyceae; Galdieriales; Galdieriaceae
Exons: 4
Coding region: 30-641 (203 amino acids)
Biological process (GO): DNA damage response
Cellular component (GO): nucleus
Molecular function (GO): polyubiquitin modification-dependent protein binding; single-stranded DNA binding; metalloendopeptidase activity
Source: RefSeq, a predicted model, not a curated record